Molecule: messenger RNA, 1449 nt
Organism: Oncorhynchus masou masou (cherry salmon)
Lineage: Eukaryota; Metazoa; Chordata; Actinopteri; Salmoniformes; Salmonidae
Product: bifunctional heparan sulfate N-deacetylase/N-sulfotransferase 4-like
Exons: 6
Cellular component (GO): Golgi apparatus
Molecular function (GO): deacetylase activity; heparan sulfate N-sulfotransferase activity
Source: RefSeq, a predicted model, not a curated record
AUGUCCGCCGCUACCUGCGGCGCUUCCUCUUCCUCCUCCUCGCCCUGGCUCCUGCCAGGCUCCGCCUACUUCCUAUUCUCUCACUCCGCCCCCACUUACAGCUCAACCAAUCAGAGAGCACAACACCCCGACACACACACUGAUAAACACCCCAACACACACACUGAUAAACACCCCAACACACACACUGAUAAACACCCCAACACACACACUGAUAAACACCCUGACACACACACUGAUAAACACCCCGACACACACACUGAUAAACACCCCAACACACACACUGAUAAACACCCCAACACACACACUGACAGACGAUCUGACCCCAACACACACACUGAUAAACACCCCGACACAAACACUGAUAAACACCCCAACACACACACCGAUAAACACACUGGCAGACUAUCCGACCGCGACACGCAGCCCCUCCCCUCAGUCGACCCAGUAGUAUUGGUACUAGUAGAAUCACAGUAUAGCCAGUUAGGACAGGACAUAGUCGCCAUCCUGGAGUCAGCCAGGUACCCCUUCACAACAGAGAUCACCCCGGGGAAGAGAGACCUGCCUCCUCUCACUGACCAGGGGCGUGGUCGCUACAUCCUGGUCAUCUACGAGAGUCUGUUGAAGUACGCCCACACUGACCCCGGGAACAGACAGCUGCUACACCAGUACUGUCUCCGUUAUCGAGUCGGCAUCAUCACCUUCCACAGAGCCAAUCAGAACUCUCCGCCCCUGCUGAAUCUCCGGGGUCUUCCCCUGCUGCUACGGACCAAUCAGGCGCUCCGAGACGCCUCUGUGAUGUCACGUUCGCCCCUCCUCCACCUGACGCGGGCUGAGACGGACCGUGGACCACUCCCUGGUGAUGACUGGACCACAUUCUCCUCCAACCACUCCUCCUACCAGGCUGUUGUCCAGGCACGGCCCAGGGAGGGAGGCCCCGGAGUGGGCAGCGGAGAUAAUCCAGUCCCUGGUUUCAGUCGGGGCCUACGGGCUACGGUGGUGUUGGAUGCGGGGCUUUUUGACGGUGUUCAAAGGGUCAUCUUCGGACACGGCCUGGGCUACUGGCUACACAGGCUCCUAUUGGUGGACGCUAUCACUUACCUCACGGACAGGAAGUUGUCGUUGGGGUUGGAGCGUCACAUCCUGGUGGAUAUAGAUGACAUCUUUGUUGGGAAGGAAGGAACACGCAUGAACACCAAGGAUGUUAAGGCCCUCCUGGACACUCAGAACCAGCUGAGAUCUCGAAUCACCAACUUCACCUUUAAUCUCAAAUCUGGAAAGUUCUACCAUACAGGUACAGAUGAAGAGGAUGAGGGAGAUGAUGUGCUGCUCGGUUCUGUAUCAGAGUUCUGGUGGUUCCCUCACAUGUACAGCCACAUGCAGCCACACCUCUUCAACAACCUCACCUCUCUGCUGGAGCAGAUGGUCCUUAACAAGGACUUCGCUCUG